GUUCGCGUGCCGGCAUAUCCUUCUGGCAGCUGUAUCGUUUGGGAGUUCGCCAGCGAUGAUUACGACAUAGGAUUUGGUCUUUUCUUUGAGUGGGCUCCUGCAUUGUCAUCGGCGAGUCUCAACCCUCCUGACUCUUCAAUUGAUGCAGCUCAUUCGCCUCAGUCUUAUCACGCCACUCACAAUGAUUCUUCCACUACCACCGCACCUCCGCUAGAUGCAAAUAAAAUAUCUCCUGGGGCAGCGUUAAAUGAGCCCAUUGGAUCGCCAUCUUUGCCAUAUGCAGAGGCAGGAUCGGUAGCAGUGACGUCUGGUGUUCAACCCGUCCUAGUUCCUACCAAUCUGGUUUCACAGCCACUUGUCGAUGAGAUUAUCCCAAAUGCAAGGCGAAACUGCCAUCAAGAAGUUCAUUGCGGCUCACAUAUUUAUCCUGGCUUGGGCACCUAUCUUUUCAAGUUUGAUAACACUUUCUCCUUAUGGCGUUCAAAGCGUCUCUUUUAUCGAGUUUAUUACACGCGAUAA
Molecule: messenger RNA, 519 nt
Organism: Protopolystoma xenopodis
Lineage: Eukaryota; Metazoa; Platyhelminthes; Monogenea; Polystomatidea; Polystomatidae
Source: the annotation of a GenBank genome assembly